This is a messenger RNA of Microthlaspi erraticum, 2136 nucleotides long. Lineage: Eukaryota; Viridiplantae; Streptophyta; Magnoliopsida; Brassicales; Brassicaceae. The record is from the annotation of a GenBank genome assembly.
AUGGAGACGGAGACGAAUCUCGUAUUGAGGAAACCGGAGCUAAAACCACACAGCAGCCACAAGCAGCGAUUCCACUCUUCGAACGCGUUAGAGAUCCUGAGAGAAUCCGUUCGGAUCCUCCGGUACAAUCUCGGCGCUUUCAUGUUAACCGCCGCCGUUUUGAUCUGCCCCGUCUCUGCUCUCAUCUUACCAAACUUCUUAACCGAUCAAUCGCUGGUGAACAAACUCACAGUGAAGCUCCUCCUGGUAGCGAAAUCGAGCGGCCUCCCUCUGCAGCCGCUCGUCAAACACUCUUGCCAGAAAUUCGCCGAGACCGCCGUCUCCUCCGCAAUGUGUUUCCCUCUGUUCAUCACCGUCUCUCUCUUGUCGAGAGUAGCUGUGGUUUACUCUGUGGACUGCACUUACUCGAAAGAGAAAGUCGAGAUAAGCAAGUUCUUGGUCGCGUUGCAGAAGCUCUGGAGACGAGUCGUGCUCACUUACCUCUGGAUCUGCGUUCUCAUCGUUGGCUGCUUCACUUUCUUCUGCGUUCUUCUAGUAGCAAUCUGCAGUUCCUUUUACGUUCUCGGAUUCUCUCCGGACUUCAACGCUUACGGAGCCAUCUUGGUUGGUUUAGCGUUCUCUGUGGUGUUCGCAAACGCGAUCAUAAUCUGCAACACGGCGGUGGUGAUCUCGGUGCUUGAGGAUGUUUCAGGGGUUGGAGCGUUGAUGAGAGCUAGUGAUCUGGUCAAAGGGCAGAUUCAGGUUGGUUUGCUGAUAUUUCUUGGGUCGACUUUAGGGUUGGCGUUUGUGGAAGGACUGUUUGAUCACAGAGUGAAGAAAGUGAGUUAUGGAGAUGGGUCUUCGAGGCUAUGGGAAGGGCCUCUUCUGGUGUUUAUGUAUUCGUUUGUGACGCUUGUGGAUUCGAUGAUGGGUGCUGUGUUCUAUUUCAGCUGCCGGGUUUAUUAUAGUAUGGAUGCUUCGAGAGAAGAAACUCAGGCUAUCAUGGAAACCGUUGCAGUUUUGGAUACUUAUCGCCUUCGCCGUCGUUUAACAUCACUGUCACAACUGCAUCACCGUCGUUCAGUCUCGUCGUGUAUAGACCUUUAUCAUCAUCUUGCCCUAAUGGACGAGGGACGUCAAAAGGACUUGCAGUUGCUGGAGGAAAUUAUCGAUAAAGGUUUAAAGCAGAAGCUUGUACACAUAACUGCUUCACGGGACAAGAUCUUUGAAGAACAAAAAGUAUUCUCUGACCUGCGCAAAAACCUAGAAACUCUGGAGAAAAAUGGUGUAAAUAGUCUCAAAACAAUGGUCAACCUCGGCUCAGAAGUUUACAUGCAGGCUGAAGUGCCAGAUACAAGGCACAUAUUCAUGGAUGUAGGGCUUGGCUUUUAUGUGGAGUUCACGCGGCAAGAAGCUCUUGACUAUAUUACACAGAGAGAGGAAAGAAUUAAAAAACAAUUAGAAGAGGUUACUGGUGUUAUUACGCAGAUCAAAGGGCGCAUCAAACUGGCUCAUUUCCAGAUUCAGCAGAUACUCAAUCUUCCUGAAGAGAAUUCAUCUUCAUCAUCCCGGAGACAACGUGUGAUGGAACCAGCACAGAACACAGGCGCAGGGAUUGGUGGGAGCAAUGGCACGAUGAGAUACCAAACGAAUGAUGGCAUUGCAGCAGCAGCUGCUGCUGUUGACGAUUCAAAGGAGAAUCUGAACCAAGUCAUAAACUCUAUUCAGAAAACUCUGGGGCUUCUUCAUCAGUUAGACCUUACCAUCACUUCUUUCACACCCGCUUCUCAGCUCCAUCUCCUCCAGCGCCUCAAUUCUGUAGUGGUGGAGCUGGAUAGCAUGGCUAAGUUGUCCGAGAAAUGCAACAUUCAAGUCCCCAUGGAGGUUCUUAACUUGAUUGAUAAUGGGAAGAAUCCUGACGAGUUUACAAGGGAUGUUCUUAAUAGCUGCAUUGCCAGAAAUCAAGUUACCAAGGGCAAGACUGAUGCUUUUAAGGAUUUGAGAAAGCAUAUCCUGGAGGAGCUUGAACAGACUUUUCCUGAUGAAGUUGAUGACUACAGAGAAAUCCGUGCUAAUUCUGCAGCUGAAGCAAAACGGCUGGCUCAAUCGCAAAAUGUGUUACCAAAUGGGGAUGCGAAGGUUAAGAGUGAGCUAUAA